This is a messenger RNA of Drosophila eugracilis, 1254 nucleotides long. RefSeq names its product protein transport protein SEC24. The record is from RefSeq and is a predicted model, not a curated record. The coding region runs from base 78 to 1130 and encodes 350 amino acids. The transcript is spliced from 2 exons. Lineage: Eukaryota; Metazoa; Arthropoda; Insecta; Diptera; Drosophilidae.
UGCCCUGCCGGAGUUCAUUUAGCUGCCAGCCGGCGAAGAGUCCACAACGCGCAGAGUGUCCAAAAAAAACUAGCAAGAUGCCCUCCUUAUGGCUGUUUAUCUCGAUGCUGGCUUUGGUUAGCUGCCAGGACUAUCAGUACCAUCGUCCACAGACUCCUUUUGUGGCAGAGACCUACCGACAGCAGCCGCAGCAGCAACAACAGCCUCAUACCACCAAGUUUGUGGUGCAGACUUUGGGUCGCACUUACGGCUUGGAGACGCAGCGGGCACCGACCAUCUAUGAGGAUCAUCAGACCCAGAUAGUCCAGGUCUUGGAGCCGCGUCAGGUGACGCAAUAUCAGCAGUAUGCCUAUCAGGCUCCUCAGCAGCAGUUACAGACCUCCAGCUACCAGAAUCCCCUGCUGGUCAGCACUAACUACCAGGCACCACCUUUGUCCUAUGCUCCUCCAGCACCGGCUGCUCCUGCCCAGCCCAUCAACUACUAUGUGCCACCUCAGCAGCAACAGCAGCAAUCACUGCCUCAGCCUCAGCAGCUUCAGCCUGCUCCAGCUCAGACUCCCAAUUACUACCAACAGCAGCCAGCUGCCCAGCCACCUGCCACUUAUCUGCCACCUCAGCAGCCUGCCCAGAAACUGUUCUUCGGCAAUCCCUAUCCCUAUGCACCAGUCACCACUGGCUCGGGACAACAAGUCCUGGAUGCAGGACACGGUUCAGGUGUGGCGCCCAAUGAGGUGCAAACUCAGCUGUUGCAAGCCACAGGAUCGUCACCGCCCGAAGUUCGAGUCGGAGACCAAGUGGGACAGUCUCAAAGCUCCUCCCUAGAUGGCUUCGACUACAAGCAGAGCUCUCCCGGAGAUACCAGGGAGUACCAGAAGUUCGUGACUAGCUGCCCAGGCGGAGGCAACUGCCAGAAGAAGGAGCUGAGUCCUGGGGAGGUGGAUGAGAGCCACAAGAGGGUGCUGCAGACAGUGCGAGCUUCCACCCAGCCGCGUGUGGAGGGCUGCUUCAAGAGCCCAGUGAUCUAUGUGCCAGUUGGAGCUGCUGUCAAUGAGCAGGGACAGCUGCGACCAAAGAAUCGGCGUACUUUCGAACGCAAGGAGCAGGUCCUCUCCAGAUAUCCUUACAACUAAAACCCCCUCUCGCUGUAAACACUCACCGAAUUUCAAAUCGAAUUUAUUAGUUGUUAUGCUUAGUUGUCAGUUUGUUGAUUGUGUUGUAAAUAAAUCGAUCGAUGAUUAAAUUUUAAAACAUAAA